Arctia plantaginis is the source of this 231-nucleotide messenger RNA. The record is from the annotation of a GenBank genome assembly. NCBI's taxonomy places the organism in Eukaryota, Metazoa, Arthropoda, Insecta, Lepidoptera, Erebidae.
AUGGGACAUCUCGACAGCGAAAGUGCGUUAUGCAGUCGACCGCGGCCAUCGUCAUUUCUAGGACGCUAUCGCGCCAGUCUGUUGACGGUUUUUAUUGGUGAGUAUAAGACAGUCGGCUUCACCACCUCCACGGAGCUCGUGUAUUGCGAGUGCGGGCACGCUCCGACGGCCUCUGCUCUCUCAGUAUCGGUGCUGCUUCGAGACGCGUCACCUCGUCGUCCGCCGACUUGA